Molecule: messenger RNA, 444 nt
Organism: Dermatophagoides pteronyssinus (European house dust mite)
Lineage: Eukaryota; Metazoa; Arthropoda; Arachnida; Sarcoptiformes; Pyroglyphidae
Source: RefSeq, a predicted model, not a curated record
AAUGAAUUUUUUGAAUGUUUUAAAUUUUAUAUAAUACGUUUAGAAUAUUCAUUGAAUGAUUAUGAAAAUCAUCGAAUACCAAUGAAUAUUCAUACAUAUUGGCGUGCAAUUUGGAUAACAACAAUAUGUUGGAUUAAUAUUAUCGGUAUUAUACGUACAGUAAUUUACCCGAAUACAAUCGAAUUGAAUGCAAUCAAUGCAUUGGAAACGAAAUUUCAUCUGAAAAGAAUGAAUCUUAUCUUAUCACAUUUAAUUAUUGCUUAUUUAUUAUUAGAUUAUUUAUGGUUAAUAUUAUUUCGUAAUAUUAUCGGGUAUCGUUUUGAUGCAAAUAAAUUAUUUAUCAAAUAUAUUCAAUAUGAUGAUGAACAAUUAGAACGUAAAUAUUAUAAUUAUUUAAAAAAAUUUAUAUCCAUUGGUAAUCUUGCAUCAAAAUUAUUAAAUUUA